Trematomus bernacchii (emerald rockcod) is the source of this 933-nucleotide messenger RNA. It is a transcript of the gene baalcb, whose product is annotated as BAALC binder of MAP3K1 and KLF4 b. Lineage: Eukaryota; Metazoa; Chordata; Actinopteri; Perciformes; Nototheniidae. The coding region runs from base 360 to 905 and encodes 181 amino acids. The transcript has 5 exons. Gene Ontology annotation, cellular component: cytoplasm. The record is from RefSeq and is a predicted model, not a curated record.
GAAUCAUGUCACUCUCUCUGUAAAUCCACCUUUUCUCUGGUGAAUUGGAGCACGUGGAGUGCACGGACGUGUUAUCGACCGGAGGAUUUUGAUUAUUGGCAACAUGUCACGCGCCUAUGAUGCGACGAGACGCGGGAGCAGACGGGGCGAUACAAUCACACCAGUGAUUUGCUGGAUUUGGUGAUCGAUGGUGCCUUUGGAUGCUCAUGGAGAACUGUAAACAAGAUUGAGUCAACAAAGAAGGGACCUCUCAACCUGCUAUUUAAAGGAAAUAAGUCACUGGAGGCUGAUCUUAUGAGGACAUUGGGUUUUUAACACAGCUGCGUGCUGUUCUAAAGGUCCAGGUGGGAAGCAGAGCUAUGGGCUGCGGGGGGAGCAGGACCGAUGCUCUGGAGCCUCGGUACCUGGAGAGCUGGACCAAGGAGACAGAGUCCACGUGGCUGACCAGCACCGACACCGACAUCCCCCUGUCCUCCAUCCAGAGCAUCCCCUCCGAAAACUCUGAGGCUGGCUUCGCAUCGGAGAAAACAAUCACCCCUGUUCCAGAUUUCUUCGAGGAAGGCCUCCCUCUUCCUGCUCAGGCGUACCUGAAGGUCUGCUCGGCCGUGUCUGAAGCCAGUCUGAGCGACGAGAAGCCGGGCAGUCCCCCUGCUCUAAUGGGCUCUCCCCCCAAAGAGGCGGUGAUUCUGUCAUCUGGAACCACAGUGCAGCGCAGAAGUGUGCUACACACUGAGGAGAUUACUAAAUGGCAGGACAAUCGGAUGUCGACCAAGCAGGUGACCAUCACGGUGACGCAGAGCAUCCAUCAGGUGGACAAGAACGGGAAGGUGAAGAAGUCCCUCACCACCUACGAGGUUAUGAAACCCUCGGAAAACCUCAAACAGGUGAACACAGAAAACACCUGAGAGCAGGGGGCACUGGAAGAAGCUGAAC